Molecule: messenger RNA, 357 nt
Organism: Micromonas commoda
Lineage: Eukaryota; Viridiplantae; Chlorophyta; Mamiellophyceae; Mamiellales; Mamiellaceae
Gene: PSBW1
Product: photosystem II 13kD protein, chloroplast precursor
Exons: 1
Coding region: 1-357 (118 amino acids)
Biological process (GO): photosynthesis
Cellular component (GO): photosystem II oxygen evolving complex; photosystem II; membrane
Source: RefSeq, a predicted model, not a curated record
AUGACGGUCGCCGCGGACACCUCCAUCCAGUUCGUCAAGGGCACCAACGAGACCUCCGUCCCUGACGUCAAGCUCACCCGCAGCAAGGACGGCACCAACGGCACCGCGUUCUUCUGGUUCUCCGAGCCCGACGUCUUCGAGGCCACCGAGCUCGAGGGAGAGAUCACCGGCAUGUUCCUCAUCGAUCAGGAGGGCGAGCUCUCCACCGUGGACGUCAACGCCAAGUUCCUGAACGGCAAGCCCCAGGGCAUCGAGGCGACGUACGUGAUGAAGAGCACCAACGAGUGGAACAGGUUCAUGAGGUUCAUGGAGAGGUACGCCGAGGACAACGGACUCGGGUUCGCCGCCAAGAAGUGA